Molecule: messenger RNA, 1116 nt
Organism: Penicillium robsamsonii
Lineage: Eukaryota; Fungi; Ascomycota; Eurotiomycetes; Eurotiales; Aspergillaceae
Product: RNA-binding family protein
Exons: 9
Coding region: 1-1116 (371 amino acids)
Cellular component (GO): cytoplasm; nucleus
Molecular function (GO): mRNA binding
Source: RefSeq, a predicted model, not a curated record
AUGAGACAGGCUGGAGAAGUUCUCUUUGCCGAUGUUUUGCUUCUUCCUAAUGGAAUGUCGAAGGGAUGCGGGAUUGUGGAAUAUGCAACCAGGGACCAAGCACAAAACGCCGUGAAUACGCUCAGCAACCAGAGCCUGAUGGGCCGUCUUGUUUACGUUCGUGAGGACCGUGAAUCCGAGCCCCGUUUCGUUGGUGGUCCCCCACGCGGUGAUUUCGGCCCCGGUGCCCGAGGUGGAUUCGGUGGUGGUUUCGGGGGCCCCCCAGGUGGUGCUGGUGGUGGUGGCCGUCAGAUUUAUGUCUCAAACCUUCCUUUCAAUGUGGGCUGGCAAGACUUGAAGGAUCUGUUCCGCUCAGCUGCCCAGCAGGGUGCCGUCAUUCGUGCCGAUGUGCACACCGACCCUACCGGACGUCCUAAGGGCUCUGGCAUCGUUGCUUUUGAGUCUCCCGAUGAUGCGCGCAACGCCAUUGCGCAGUUUAACGGAUAUGAUUGGCAGGGUCGUCCCCUUGAAGUUCGUGAAGAUCGUUUCGCUGGCGGUGGCCCUGGCUUUGGUGGUCGUGGCGGCUUUAAUGGUGGCUUUGGCGGUCGUGGCGGUUUCGGCGGUCCUAUGGGCGGCCGUGGAGGCUUUGCUGGUCGCGGUGGCUUUGGCGGCGGCUUCGGUGGACGUGGCGGCUUCGGUGGUCCCCCUGGUCCCCCUGGCGGCCACGGUGGUUUCCCCGGUGGAUUUGACCAGGGUGCCCCUCCUGUUCCCUCGGGGCCUCCCAACCCUUUCACUGACUAUGCCACUUCCAACGGCGAGAAGAGCGCUGUCAUCUAUGUUCGCAACUUGCCCUGGUCCACUUGCAACGAAGACCUGAUUGAUUUGUUCUCCACCAUCGGAAAGGUUGAGCGCGCUGAGAUCCAGUAUGAGCCAAACGGCCGCUCCCGCGGUACUGGUGUCGUUCAAUUCGAUAGUCCCGACACCGCUGAAACUGCAAUUGCCAAGUUCUCCGGCUACCAGUACGGUGGUCGUCCUCUGGGCAUCACCUUCGUGAAGUACAUGAACGCUGGUCCAGGUCCCGAAGAAAUGAUGGAAGGUCAAGAGCCAACCAAUCUGACCCAGGACCAGAUCAUGUAA